Magnolia sinica is the source of this 770-nucleotide messenger RNA. RefSeq lists its product as uncharacterized. NCBI's taxonomy places the organism in Eukaryota, Viridiplantae, Streptophyta, Magnoliopsida, Magnoliales, Magnoliaceae. The coding region runs from base 287 to 634 and encodes 115 amino acids. The transcript is spliced from 3 exons. The record is from RefSeq and is a predicted model, not a curated record.
CUGGAGUGAUUUGGUAGUCGAUAGAAAAGAACUCCGAGCCUCCUCAGCGGACUGGUCUUUUCUCUCCUGAAUCUCAGAAAAUGUUGCGGAAGAGCGGGGGAAUGGAUGCGUUGCAGUUGGGAGCAGGGACCAUCUGGUCCACAGUCAGAACAUCUCAACUGUCCCUUGUCAAACCCCGUUGUUCCAAAAAUAGCUCUCAACCUCCCAAGAACGGAAACAGGAACAGCAAAGGCACUUGUUUCGACCUUCAAUCAAAUGGUCUAAUGACACUGCCACGUCAACCAACAUGAUGGUGGUUCCAUGUGAAUGUCACAUGCCACUUGAUUUGAAGUCAGUUACCAACCACACCCAUGGUCUGAACCUAGGUGAUAGGGUGCCGACAGACUGGGACAAGGCCUGGUCAAGCUUUAGGAAGCAGGGAAAGAAGACACUAUUCUCACGGUUCACACCAGACAAAUAUGUAAGCUGGAAUCCAAGGCGUUCCGAAUACCCGCUGUCUGAGGAGGUCGAUCCAAUCAAGAGGACAGAAAGGUCAAACCUCAUGUUAUGGACUAGUCCAAAAUUCACUCUAGCAGGAGCUAUAGUUGUGGUUUCAAUGCUUCUAAUCUACACACUUGUAGCGCCGAUAAAGUGAUAUCAUCUGAACCCAAUUGGAAACUUGCACCUUAACUUGUGUGAAAUCUGAUAAUGUUUUUGUAAAAAAAAAAAAAGGGUAGGUUGUAAAUUUCAAGUUUAAUGUAGCUAUUAUAAUUUGUUGUGUUUCUUCUUCA